UCAUAAUCAAAUUUCAUCCUAAGCUCUCUCUCUCUCUGACCAUUCUCUCUUUCUUUCCUUCCUUCCUUCUUCUCUGGCUUUCUCUCUCUCUCUCUUUCUCUUCUUCUCAUGCAACUUUUGUAAUGAAAGCAAUGCAUGGUUUUUAGAGUGUGAUCUGUUUAUAAUAAAAUCCCAUUUCAUUUUUUCAUGUAAAGUUUUUGUCUUUGGGGUUCAUUAGGAUCUGUGUUAAAAAUUUAACCAUCAUCACCACCACCUCAACCCACAUUAAUAGCGGGGCGAGUCAUUCUCGGUCUUGUCUGGAAUUUUACCAAGUUGUGUGUUGCUAACACUUUCUGUUCUUGUCUAGCUACUUUUCUCUAACAUUAAAGGUAAAAGAUGGAGACAUCUGUGAAAUGUCUUAUAAACAGCAUUUCUCGAUUCAUUCAUCUUGUUUCGUGCCAAAAUGUGAAGCCGGUGCUCAUACAGAACGACUACAGAAACAUAGCUGGUGUUCUGAAGCUUUUGAAGCCAUUUCUUGAUGAAGUUCUUGAUUCAGGAAUGUACUCUGAUGAGAUUUUAUGUAAAGAAUUCGAGGAAUUGGAUACAGCUGUAAAUAUGGCUAGAGAGUUUAUGGAAGAUUGGUCUCCUAAGAUGAGCAAGAUUUGCAGUGUUUUGCGAAGCGAGCAAUUGUUUAUGAAAAUUCAAGGCUCUUUACUUCUUAUCUGCUGCGCGUUGCACAGAUUGCUACAAUCAUCCGAUUCACCAAGUUCAAAUGUGUCUGCAAUUAAGCAAUGUAUGCAGGAGGUUCAAUCCAUGAAACAGGAAAGAAUAGCAAAAGACAUAGAAGAUGCGAUGAGAGCUCGAAAUGCUUACGAGGAUAAUCUUAUGAGAAUCAUCGAAUUGCUUGAUUUGACAUCAAGCCAAGAGUUGUUGAAAGAGAUUAUUGCUGUAGAGAAGGAGAGAAUCAAUGCCGAAUGCAGUAAAGUGAGAAGAGAUUUGAAUCAAAUUAGACAGAUUAUGGAUCUUGUCUACCGAAUCCGUGAUUGCAUGGUUAAACUUCAGCGAAUUGAAGACGUCACAGUCCCUUCGUACUUUUGCUGUCCUUUAUCAUCGGAACUCAUGUUGGAUCCCGUGAUUAUGGCUUCGGGUCAAACGUACGAGAGAUCUUCAAUCGUGAAAUGGCUCAAUGAUGGACUGACCAUUUGCCCGAAAACUCAUCAGAAGUUGUCUCACACAAAUGUCAUUACUAAUUAUACUGUCAAAGCUAUGAUAGCAACAUGGUCUGAGGAGAACAAUGUGAAACUUCCUGUUUACUCAGACCGAACAAGAACUGUCGUUGUAGCCUCGUCACAACCAGACCAUGUAGAUGUCGGUAAUGGGAUUGAGAAGGGAGAGAAAGCCAACGGUCAUCCAUCCCCCGAACACUCCUACUCUCACAGCAGGAGUGAAUCAACAUCCAGUGCUGUUUCGAGUAUUGAUUAUGUGUUGUCUGGUGAAAUUACUUCCGAGCCUCCAAACAAAGAACCGAGAAAUUCUCUUUGGAGGUCGGGUAAGCAGUUGUAUAUGGCCAAUAAAGAGUCCAAAUCAUCAGUAUCUGAGGAUUUAACAACAACUUCCCAUGUAACGAAACUGAUUGAAGAUCUUGAGAGUCUUUCCAUCGAAGAGCAAACUACAGCGGCUGAAGAGCUUCGGCUUCUGGCAAAGCACAAUGUGGAGAAUCGAAGUAUUAUUGGCCAGUGUGGUGCUAUCAAACCGUUACUUUCGUUGCUGUAUUCAGAGACGAAACAAACACAGGAACACGCUGUAACUGCUCUUUUGAAUUUAUCGAUUAAUGAAGAUAACAAAGCUAUGAUUGCUGAAGCGGGAGCUAUAGAACCGUUGAUCCAUGUAUUGAGAACUGGGAAUAAUGGAGCAAAAGAGAAUUCGGCUGCAGCUUUAUUCAGCCUCUCUGUACUCGAAGAAUACAAGGAGAAAAUCGGUCGUUCUGGUGCGGUGAAAGCUUUAGUGGAUCUUUUAGGAUCAGGUACUCUUAGAGGAAAGAAAGAUGCUGCUACCGCUUUGUUUAACCUAUCGAUUUUUCAUGAAAACAAGGCUCGAAUAGUUCAAGCCGGGGCCAUAAGGCAUCUUGUUGAGUUACUUGACCCAGGUACCGGGAUGGUUGACAAGGCGGUUGCCCUUCUCUCGAAUUUGUCCACAGUAGGAGAGGGCCGUUUAACAAUGGUUCGGGAAGGUGGAAUUCCAUUACUAGUUGAGAUCGUCGAAUCGGGUUCCCAGAGAGGGAAGGAAAAUGCUGCCUCCAUACUACUUCAACUCUGCCUUCAUAGUAAUAAAUUUUGUACCCUUGUUCUACAGGAAGGAGCCGUCCCUCCCCUCGUGGCGUUAUCUCAAUCUGGAACACCGAGAGCGAGAGAAAAGGCACAACAGCUUCUGAGUCAUUUUCGUAGCCAGCGGGAAGGGUCGACCGGGAAAGGAAAAUCAUGAAAAGGCGGCGACAACAACAACAUUUCUUGAUCUGUGUUCUUCAUCGAGGCAAACCCCAUUGAGAGAGGACUACAUUUCAUAUAUUCUUUGAUUUUAACCAUAAUUUAUUUGCAACAUAUUUUAGAUAACAUUUGUUUCUUUCUUUUCCUCCAUUAGUAGGGAUUUUUUUUCUUGUGCUAUUCUCAGUUUCUUUGCUUCAUUAGUUUUUUUUUUUCUUCUUAGUGUUAUUGUUGAGUGGUGGAGUUAGAUUCAGUCCAGGGUUUUUUUUUUUAUUUAUUAUUAUUUAAUGGUACUCAAUCAGUGGUGUAUAUAUAUACAUAUAUACUGAUCUGUACAUAUACAAAUACAGUCUUUGGUUUCUUAUUAUGUAUGCUAGUUGGUAUACAAGUUUUGAGGAUUUAGUGAACUUUUUUUUAACAAAAA
Molecule: messenger RNA, 2883 nt
Organism: Cannabis sativa
Lineage: Eukaryota; Viridiplantae; Streptophyta; Magnoliopsida; Rosales; Cannabaceae
Product: U-box domain-containing protein 3
Exons: 6
Coding region: 376-2460 (694 amino acids)
Biological process (GO): protein ubiquitination
Cellular component (GO): nucleus; cytoplasm
Molecular function (GO): ubiquitin-protein transferase activity; protein binding
Source: RefSeq, a predicted model, not a curated record